Xyrauchen texanus (razorback sucker) is the source of this 1848-nucleotide messenger RNA. Its product is annotated as myelin-associated glycoprotein-like. NCBI's taxonomy places the organism in Eukaryota, Metazoa, Chordata, Actinopteri, Cypriniformes, Catostomidae. Bases 101 to 1366 code for a protein of 421 amino acids. The transcript has 8 exons. The record is from RefSeq and is a predicted model, not a curated record.
UGUGGAAAAUGCCACAUCAUGGCUGAACAUCACUGAUGCACCUGAAAGGGCUUUUCGAAGUGAAAAACUCCAAUUGCAUGAUCGUGUCAUAAAUCUGAAGAUGUCUGUUCUCAAGAUCACUUCCCUCAUUAUCAUCAGCUCGGUGUUACUACAUACACAGUCAGCUGGUGAUUUGUACUUUGCUGUGAUGCCUCACAGAGUAACAGCUCUCAAAGGCUCUUGUGUGCAGAUACCUUGCACAUUCAAUAUCUUCAAUUUUGAGGACAAAAUACAGAAGACAAGAUCUAUUUAUGGUGUCUGGUUGAAAAAGAUAUCACAGUUUACUCAUAAAGACAGUUUUAUUGCUUUUAAUGGCAGUCAGAACAUCAUUAAAGGAUUCAGUGACAUACAGAUGAUUGGAAAUCUUUCUGAGGGUAACUGCACCACUGUCUUCUAUGACAUCAUGAAGAAUCAUUCAGACUUCUAUUUCUUCAGGCUGGAAAUGGAGCCAAAUGUGUUCACAGCAAUAUUUAACACCAAUCCAGAUGCUUCAGCAGAUUCAAGCAAGACUGUGAAAAUCGAUGUCACAGACUCACCACAGCCUCCUGAACUUAAACCCAGUGAUCUGGCGUAUAUGAUGGAGAACACAACAGUCAAUGUAAGCUGCUCUGCUGAAGCACCCUGUCCCAAACUACCUCCUAAAUUAUCCUGGACAAACAUCCCCAAACCUGCCAUCAUUACAACACAGUUACAGGAGAAACCUGAUAAAACCCUGUCAGUGUUUUCACAAAUCACCUUUAAAGCUUCAUACAUGGAUCACAGAAAGAACAUCUCCUGCACUGUUACAUAUCCAAGAAAUACAUCUAAUGACACAACUGUGGAGACCACCAUGAUGCUGCGAGUUCUGUUUCCUCCAAAAGAAACUCAUGUCAUCAUUGAGCCAUCUGCUUCAGUCUCUGUUGGCACUAAUGUGACUUUGACCUGCAAAAGCAAAGCCAAUCCAUCAAACGAUAUGAACUACACCUGGUACAAACAUGGCCAGGACUCACCUCUAGCUGGGGGACAGAAGAUUUCCUUUACUGUGAAUAAUACAGGAUUGUACUUCUGCACCGCAGAGAAUAAACAUGGUAAAGUUUCUUCCGAACAGAUCCAGCUCACACUUAAAGGACAGGAUGGACCCUCUAAUCUUAUGAUUGCUGGUUGCAUGGGAAUAAUUGUGCCUAUGCUUCUAUUUUCUGCUCUUGUUUUAAGUUUGGGGAAGAAGACUUUUAAAAAGUCCACUGCCAAUGAUCCCUCUGGUGAGGAUUUGAACACACAUGUGUGUUAUGAAAACACUGCCAUCAUGAUCGUCACUGCCAAACAGGACAUCUUGAUAAAUAACAACUAAAUAUUUCUGAUGAUGAAACACUGAUCAUCUAUUAUAGCGAAACGACAUCUCAAGACUGCAGAACUACUGCAUCACAGGAACAGACUUCAGGAAUGUUGAAUAUAUGAAAUAAAGUAAAUAGAGUAAAUACAGUUGUGUUAGGAAUUACCGGCGUAGUCUGAGGAAUGAUGUGCCAAAAAUUGCUUUGGUAAAAGCAUUGAUUUAUAAAUAAAUCAAUAAACACAUCUGUAUUAAUUUAAUAAACGUUUAUGAAUUCUGUUCUUUUAAUUGUCUUUGCUUAUGAGAAUUGGUGUUGAUAAGAUGUAAUUCGAUUAUUGUGAUCAUUUAUUUCCAUGUUUUGAUUUUGUCAUCCAUUCCCUUGUAAACUGAAUUACAUGGGACUAAAAUACAUUUCUUGUUGACUAGGUAAUUACUAAAUGGUUUACGUUGCCUGAUUUGAAAAGGUGACAAACAAUGCAAUCUUCAAAUAAGAGGUAAAAAAA